Molecule: messenger RNA, 1329 nt
Organism: Nanorana parkeri
Lineage: Eukaryota; Metazoa; Chordata; Amphibia; Anura; Dicroglossidae
Product: atrial natriuretic peptide receptor 2-like
Exons: 5
Biological process (GO): regulation of blood pressure; vasodilation
Cellular component (GO): membrane
Molecular function (GO): natriuretic peptide receptor activity; peptide hormone binding
Source: RefSeq, a predicted model, not a curated record
UACAUACGUGACCUAGAGACGCGUGUUCUUGGACCCUCCAACUCCCAGAUGACGAUGUCCAUACUGGAGUGUCCCGUCCCAAGACUCGGCUUUCUGCCUACCUUCCUUCUCCUUCUUUUCCUGUCCUGCCUUCCCCUGUGUUCCCAUCAGACUCCCACCGCUAACCGCACGUUGACAUUGGCCGUGGUCCUGCCUGACAGCAACCUGCGCUAUGCUUGGUCAUGGCCCCGCGUGUCCCCGGCAUUGCAUAUGGCAGUGGAACGGGCACAGAAGGAACUUCAGCUGCUCCCGGGGUACCAGAUAAAAAUAAUCUUCCUGACCUCGGAGCUGGACGGGGCCUGCUCGGAAUAUGUGGCGCCUCUCAAUGCCGUGGACUUGAAGCUCUACCACAACCCCGACGUACUUUUCGGUCCAGGAUGCGUCUACCCCACUGCCUCGGUUGCCCGCUUUGCCACCCACUGGCGCCUCCCGCUUGUCACGGCCGGAGCCCUGGCUUUCGGCUUCAAACCCGACGACGAUCAGUACAACACAACGGUGAGGACGGGCCCCACGGCAAACAAGCUCGGGGAAUUCGUGUCCCACCUCCAUGACCACUUUAACUGGACCUCUCGGGCUGCUCUGGUCUACCACGAUGUGAAGAAGGACGACCGGCCGCAUUACUUCAUCAUUGAAGGGGUUUUCCUGGCCCUCGAGGAGUUCAACAAUCUGACCGUGCGCUACCAGAUGUACCCCGAGGACGACGAUGUGGCCAGCGUCAUCCAGUUCAUCCAGAACAAUGGGCGAGUUAUCUACAUCUGUGGCCCCCUGGAGAUGCUGCAUAAGAUCAUGCUACAGGCCCACAAGGAGAAGCUGACCGGCGGCGACUACGUCUUCUUCUACGUGGACGUGUUUGGUGAAAGUCUCCGCUCGGACGGAACCCGCGAUGCUAACAAGCCAUGGCAGACCAACCAGACCCAUGAGGAGGACCUGAUGGAAGCCUUCAAGACGGUGCUGGUUAUCUCCUACCAUGAGCCACAGAAUCCCGAAUAUCGCAUCUUCCAGAAGAACCUCAUCCAGCGCAGCAAGGAGGAAUUCGGGGUGACCCUCAACUAUUCUCUGAAGAACCUGAUUGCGGGGUGCUUCUAUGACGGGGUGCUGCUGUACGCUCACGCCUUGAAUGAGACGCUGCAGGAAGGAGGAUCACAGAAAGAUGGGAUUCGGAUUGUACAGAAGAUUCAGGAUCGCACCAUGCAGGGUGUCACUGGCACAGUCAGCAUGGACAAGACCAACGACCGCAACAUCGACUUCAAUCUCUGGGCGAUGGCUGACCACUCCAGCAGCCAUUUCCAG